GGGCAGACAACUCUCAUGUAUGUUUCCAUAUCUGUUGACUAAUCAUGGAACUGAACGAGACGCUCAUAUUUCAAUCAGUUGUUUGUUUCCUGUGGCUUGUUUACCUAUGGGAAACAUAUCUUUCAUCUCGACAGAGGAAUGUCUACAAGACAGCCACAAAGGUGCCAAGUGCUUUGGAAAAUGUGCUAGAUGUCGAGACAUUUGAGAAAGCUCGGGUAUAUCAGCUGGACAAGAGCAACUUCAGCUUCUAUCAUGACGUGUACUCUCAGAUUGAGUCAACAUUGAUCCUGGUGUUUGGGGGGAUGCCCUUCGUGUGGUCAUUAGCAGGAGGGAUGAUGGCCAGACACGGAUAUGGAGCAGACUACGAGAUCCUACAGUCAGUGGUGUUCACCAUCAUUUGGAUGCUGUAUUCGACCUUCACCUCUCUACCAUGGAGCUUGUACAGUACAUUUGUUGUUGAAGAAAAGCAUGGCUUCAACAAACAGACUCUGGGUUUCUUCUUCAAGGAUCAGGCCAAGAAGUUUGUAGUGAUGCAGUUGAUCACUCUGCCCAUCACCGCCUCCCUCGUCUACAUCAUCAAAGCUGGCGGAGACUACUUCUUCAUCUAUGCCUGGCUCUUCACCCUCAUCGUCUCACUGAUGCUUAUCACCAUCUAUGCUGACUAUAUCGCGCCGCUAUUUGACAAGUUUACCCCCCUCCCUGACGGGCCACUGCGGGAUCAGAUCGAGAAAUUGGCCGACAGCAUCUCUUUCCCUCUCAAGAAGCUCUAUGUUGUUGAAGGUUCCAAGCGUUCCUCUCACAGCAAUGCCUACUUCUAUGGAUUCUUCAAGAACAAGCGAAUUGUGUUGUUCGACACCCUCCUGGAGGGUUACAAGUCGGAGGAAGAGAGGAAGAAGGAGGAAGAGAAAAAAGAGGAAGAGAGGAAGAAGGCGGAAGAGGCAGCUGCAGGGGAUGCUGAGACCAAGGAGGAAUCGGAUGAGGAGAAUGAGAAGAAAGAGGAGGAGACAGAGAAGAAGGAGAAGAGGAAGCAGGGCUGUAAUGAUGAGGAAGUGUUAGCUGUCCUUUCUCAUGAACUGGGCCACUGGAAACUCAGCCAUAACCUAAAAAAUCUCAUCAUUUCACAGGUGAACAUGUUCCUGUGUUUCAUGGUGUUUGCCAUGCUCAUCAACCGAAAGGACCUGUUCCUUGCGUUCGGCUUCAACACACAACCCAAGCUCAUCGGACUGUUCAUCAUCUUCCAGUUCAUCUUCUCUCCUUAUAAUGAGGUUUUAUCGUUCUGCAUGACAAUGCUGAGCAGAACCUUCGAGUUCCAAGCAGAUGCGUUCGCUAAAACCCUACACCGAGCCACAGCCCUGAAAUCAGCACUCAUCAAGCUCAAUAAAGACAAUCUAGGUUUCCCUGUUUCUGAUUGGCUGUUCUCCACAUGGCACUACUCUCAUCCUCCAUUGCUGGAGAGGUUGAAGGCCUUGGAGGCCAAAAGCAAAUCUGACUGAUCAGAGACCAAACUAUCGUUCCUGUUGAAGUGUGAAAGCUAUGUUCAUCCUCUCUGAAGAUAGUGCGUUCCGAUAGCCAAGAAAUUUUAGUAUUUGAAACAUAAGAUAAUGAGAAAUUUAUGGAAUAUUCCUCUUCAUCAAGCAGGUCAUUUGAAACUUGCUUUUGAAAAAAACAUUUCAAGUGAUCAAUUUAGUGAGCUUUUGAUCUGCUAUAAAAAUUUGUUUAUAAUACUAAUUCUGUUAAUAUCGAUAUCUUGAUUUUAGAGUAAGAGUUAUCAUUCCUUGUCAAAACUCUGUUGCCAUGGUUACCACGAAGUUUGAAUUUUUCUUCCUAAUGAGAAACAAUAGGCAGUUCAUAAAGAAAUCCUAAUAAAAGUGGUCAUUUUAGAAACAAUAUUUUGACCAUUUAUUUUCAUUACCUAAAGGUUCCCAUUAUUAUCCAAACUGCAUAUUUUGUCCAUUUCAAUGACCUGUUCAGAAAUUAUGUUCCCAACAAUUGAAACAAUAUAUCAUGUAUAUAAAUACCCUUAUAUUCAAAUCCGUGUGAAUGGAACGUUUUGGGAGCCAAGUAUCUUUUGUCUCUGGCAACUGUUUCAUUUGAUGUGUAAACAAAACAAGAAAACCAAUGGAAUACAUGAGAGGUAUAAGUGUCAUUUUUUUUGCUUUAUUGUGUUGUCAAAAAUAUGUUACUGUGAUCUUGUUUUAUCUUCUGUAGAUUUGUGGACAUGUUUAAUUCUUGGGUAGGUUUUUCUUUCAUCUCUUUCAGGCAGUUUUUUGUGGGAGUUAAAAGGGAAAGAAAUCAUGUAUGAAAGUUAUUAUUUAUUUAUUUGUGAAGACUAUUCUGAGUUUAAUACAUGAAUUAAACAAUGUCUUAAACCUGAGAAUUUGUUACUGAGGCACUGGCAUCUUAUUUGUUACAGUAAAAAAUAUCAUUAUUUUGUUUUGUUCAUAAAAAUCGUGACCUUUUCAAUCUUUUUUUUCAAUGCAUGUAGUUGCACUUGUUUAAGCCCAUCUUGGAUAAGAAUCAUUAACCAGCAACCUAGGGGCACGAGUGGCCCAGACGUCUAAGGCGCCGCGAAUCGCUGUGUAGAAUUGCGUCCCUUGGGCACGCCAGAAACCUAUGAUUGUGGGUUCGAUCCCGGUUCUCCCCGAUUGUUUCUAGGUUUGUCAUCACCAUACCAGUGCUCAUGAGUUUCACUGAAGUGGUAAACGUCUGAGACCUGCAUCACUUCGGGCUUUCCUCCCACAUUAAGCUGACACGCCGUGAUAUAUCUGGAAUACUGUUAAAAGCGGCGUUAAACCCAACUCACUCACUCACUCACUACUAGCAACCUAUACCUGUCGUAAGAGGCGACAUAAUGGAUUGAGUGGUCAGACUCGGUGGUACGAUUGAUUGUCGUUGUAUCCCGACAGCGUUGAUCGUUGUACAUAUCAAUCCCUGGAUGUCCUGCUACAGGCUUCAUUAUUACAGACUGCCAUCACAUAGCUGGAAUAUUGCUCAGUGUGGCUUUGAACAAUAAACACAACCUCUCCUCUACAUGAGGUUGAAGGCUUGUCUGACAGUCUGGACCACGUCAGUGGAUACUUGUCAACAAACCUGAACGGGAUUAGGCAGUUCAGAGGUAACAUUACCAGUAAGACUAAAGAAAUGCCUGUUAGUAUCACAUUGCUUAAAGGGCCCAGGACUUAUCACAGGAUAAUCAUUCAACCUCAGGACAUGGAUAGAAGAUUCAACAGGCUGUAUCCAAAAUUGUUUCCAUAGCUGUCAAACUUUCACCUGAGAUGUAUUGUUCACUUUUGAUUUAUCAUCAUUAAAAUUAGAUCUUAGUUAUCGCUACCCCUAAACACAGAUCUGAGGACAUCCCAUUACUGGUCACGUCAGACCGACCUUUCGCAAACUUUGACCGACCAAUGGAUUGACUGACAGGAAGUCGACAUUAGCCAAUGAGAAUGCAGCUAUCUCAUGCCUAACGUCACUAGUUUCAAACUGGCGACUACACUUCGAAAUAUAUUUUGAUAAAUUCUCGAUUAAAAAUUUGAAAACUGAACAAAAGAACAUUUUUGAAUGGCUAAUAGAUGGUCUAUGGAUUCAGUCCUAAAGACUGUAACUGUCUUUUGUAAUACCCCUUUGAGGUUGCAUCAUACCUGAUCUGGUAAGCUACUCUGGUUGGUCGGAUGAAAAGUCGCUGAGACGUGACCUGUAAUGGGAUGUCCUCAGAUCUUUGUUUGGCAGUAGCGAUACCUAAGAUCUGAUUUUAAUGAGAUUGGUUUAACAUGAUCUAUGUGCAAUGUCAGGCCACACUUGUUAUUUUAUGGUAAGCAUAUUUUGCCAACCAAUUAGCUAGGUGGGUCAAAUAAGUUAAAUGCUUUUCUAAUCCAUCAAGGAUGAAGCAAUUUGUCAAAUAACAAAUUCAAACCUUUUUGUUUUUGACUGAAAGAAAAAUAAUCAGUUAAAUCAAUAAACUCAAAACUCAAAAAGAGUCACCUGAACUUAUUAUCAUGCAGGUAUCCUUCUAAACUGGAAAAUUAUCUUCAGUUUCUUCUUUGUGUGAUUACUGAUGACAGGUGCCUGUUUAAACAUUACUCUGAGACCACUUAAUAAAAUCUGAUUGGACCUUGGGAGUUCCUUUCAUCCAAUCAGAAACAGCCUUGCAGAUGCCAUGGACAGUUUGAUCUCAAAGACAUGUGAGCAUCAUUUGAAAUUGUAUGAAUGAAUCGCAUCUUAAAGAUGGACAGAAAAUGUGACACUUUUAUUAUGGAAUUGUUUUUGUGACUUAUGGAACAGAAAAGACCUACUCCCUAACUGUCCAUAUGGUAUUUAUCCUAAAAUGUUGCUAGAGAGUCAUUUAGUAUUUUACCACCUGUAUUUUUAUGCUUCAUCUACAAUGUGAUAACAAAUCAGUGUACAAGGUCAGCACUAUUACAGUAACCAGGAACCAUGCUGGAUGUCAUUCCACUAAGUGAUUUUAGCGCUAAGAUGACUAUAACUAGCACUGACUUUGGAAGUUGUAACUCAAGGAUCACUUUGUGGAAGGCUGUGGUUAAAAAAAGCAAUCAUAAAUCUGUGUUGAUCAGUCACAAUCAUAAGAUCUAUUUUGUCCUUGAACCAAAAGACAACAUCCUUUGUUAAUUAAGUAAUCUAUGAAAGCAUAGAAACUGAUAAAAAUUGGUCACCUCAAGGAUUGUUGAUGCAAUGAUUUGGAGUCAUGGUGUUAAGUGUCAGGGACGUGUUCCUCAAAACGAUCUUAGUGCUAAGAUCUCUUUGUAUAAUGGGCCCAAAUGUAUUAGGAUUUUCUCUUUACUGUCAGGUCACACAUCAAGUGUUUGCAGUUUUCCCACCCGUCAGAUUUACGAAUCUUAAGGCCUCGGUUUUUAUAUUUUCCAAAAGCAAAUCUUCUGAAAAGCCUUACCUGAAGACAUUUUUAUUUCAGUUCAUUCCACAUCUUUGAAAGAUGGCAGAUCUUUCAUUAAAGUGAUAAAAAGCGUCAUUUCUAUGGUAUUGGGGGCAAACUGUGGGAUACUGCUAAACUUUGAUCAUAUUUUUAUGGUUGACACCAUCCUGUACAACCAGGUGACCUAAUUGUGUGAUCAUGUAGAUCCUAAGACAAGAAGAAGAACGUGUAUGUUCUGUUUAUUUACAUCUAUACAUGUGUCCUGUUUGUUGUGUGUGUACAGGGUCGUCUGUAACUCUCACUCUGUACAGAAGUCUUUGUUAUCUAUCAAAAUAAACAUGCCGAUUUCACAACUAUCA
Messenger RNA from Haliotis rufescens (red abalone), 5244 nucleotides. Its product is annotated as CAAX prenyl protease 1 homolog. The record is from RefSeq and is a predicted model, not a curated record. Gene Ontology annotation, molecular function: metalloendopeptidase activity. Gene Ontology annotation, biological process: CAAX-box protein processing. Lineage: Eukaryota; Metazoa; Mollusca; Gastropoda; Lepetellida; Haliotidae. The transcript is spliced from 10 exons. Gene Ontology annotation, cellular component: endoplasmic reticulum membrane. The coding region runs from base 45 to 1493 and encodes 482 amino acids.